UCGAUUUGCAUAAGCUUCAACUUUUUGCUUCAAAAUGAGUAAUUUUAAGUUUUUUAUAUUCGUUUAUACUAUUUUUGCAAUUGCCUCAGUUCCAACUUUCGGAUUUGGAAUGGCACCACCCAUGCCAAGUCCAAGAGGAACGGACCAUUUAUAUCCUUGCUCUAUGCAUGUUGCAUGUGGAGAUCCUGAUCCAAAGGACAAAAAAGAAUUUGAGGACAUGUUUGCUCGAAUUGAACACGAGGAUUUUUUGAUCGUAGCAGGGGAUUUAAAAGAAUCAAACGAUCUUUAUUCUUACAAAUCUUAUGAAGAAAUGAAUCCAAUGAUAGCGGAAACAUGUGAAAUAGCAGAUGGAGACUUACGGGAAACUUUGUUUAACUUGAUUGUGCAAAUAUAUCUAGAAAACUAUUCUGAAAUUUGUACAACUCCAACAGCUACGUGCAUGCGCUGGUCAGACCGAACGAAAGAGUGUAUGGAUUUCUUGGAUAGACUUCAUGAUGAAAAGAAAUGCUGAAAUACUGAAAUGUUUAAAAAAUAAAACAGCUGUUGACCUUUAAUCCGUAGCAGUUUUCAAGCAUUUAAUAAAAAUUUGCAUAGAU
Parasteatoda tepidariorum (common house spider) is the source of this 596-nucleotide messenger RNA. RefSeq lists its product as uncharacterized. The record is from RefSeq and is a predicted model, not a curated record. NCBI's taxonomy places the organism in Eukaryota, Metazoa, Arthropoda, Arachnida, Araneae, Theridiidae.